This is a messenger RNA of Salvelinus namaycush (lake trout), 4345 nucleotides long. Its product is annotated as protein phosphatase 1D-like. Gene Ontology annotation, molecular function: mitogen-activated protein kinase binding; cation binding; protein serine/threonine phosphatase activity. The record is from RefSeq and is a predicted model, not a curated record. The coding region runs from base 120 to 1826 and encodes 568 amino acids. Gene Ontology annotation, cellular component: nucleus; cytosol. The transcript has 6 exons. Gene Ontology annotation, biological process: protein dephosphorylation. Lineage: Eukaryota; Metazoa; Chordata; Actinopteri; Salmoniformes; Salmonidae.
CAAAGACCAAAAGCGGGUGAUUGAUCAUUAAGCGGCCAUAAACUUAACUUAAAAUACUUUUAGGUCAUUUUUUAGCUACUACAAACACCCAGCAUCUGAAUCAAGACGUCCCUACCGCCAUGGAAAACGCAUUGUUGAUGCGAGUGAGUGUUUUCUCCGACCAGGGAGGCAGGAAAUACAUGGAGGACGUUACCGAGGUUGUAGUGGAGCCCGAGUCCGGGGAAGACGAGCUGAACUCGGACGAACAAGAUGAUACCAAAGGAGAUAGCUCGACGGUCGACAUUGUGCCUGAAAACGAGCAGUCUGAUCGGACUGUACACAACGCACUGAACGAGCCUCUAUCUGCCUCCACUACAGUUUCAUGGACACAAAAUGUACAAAAUGGGGACCAAAGUUGUUCUGCAGUUUCGACAGUGGAGAGUUCACCGGCGGAGAGCGAUAACCGCCCCCAGCGCUCAGUGGCUUUCUUCGCGGUGUUUGAUGGCCACGGAGGCCGAGAGGCAGCGCAAUUCGCACGGGACUAUUUAUGGGAAUUCAUCAAGAAACAGCGGGGGUUUUGGUCCAAGGAUGACGAGGAAGUGUGUGCAGCUAUUCGUAAAGGUUUCGUUGCCUGCCACCAUGCCAUGUGGAAAAAGCUGCCCGAAUGGCCCAAAACUCUCACAGGGCUUCCCAGCACCUCAGGCACCACGGCCAGUGUAGUGGUCAUCCGGGGGGACCGAAUGUACGUGGCUCACGUAGGAGACUCUGCCAUAGUGCUGGGGGUCCAGGAUGACCCCACGGACCAGUUCAUCAGGGCCGUGGAGGUGACACAGGACCACAAGCCUGAGCUGCCCAAGGAGAGAGAACGCAUCGAAGGGCUGGGGGGCAGUGUGAUAAAGAAGUCUGGUGUGAACCGGGUGGUGUGGAAGAGACCCAGACUGACUCAUAACGGGCCCGUCCGGAGGAGCACUGUCAUCGACCAGAUCCCUUUCCUGGCUGUGGCCAGAGCUCUAGGGGACCUGUGGAGCUAUGACUUCUACAGCGGAGAGUUUGUAGUGUCCCCGGAGCCAGACACCUGUGUUCUGACCCUUGACCCCCAUAAACACCGUUACAUCAUCCUGGGUAGUGACGGGCUGUGGAACAUGGUGCCCCCCCAGGACGCCGUCUCCAUGUGCCAGGACAACGAUGAGGCCAUGGCGCCGUGCGGGGUGUCCAGCGCUCGCCAGCUGGUGAGCCACGCCCUCCUGCGGUGGCGCCAGAGGAUGCUGCGUGCGGACAACACGUCGGCCAUCGUGAUCGCCCUGCAGGAGCCGGGCGUCCCUCAGGAACCCCUCCACCAUGAGGAGGUGCUGCUGAACCUGGCCGAGGGACAACACUGUGGCCCCGCAUCGGACUCCCGCUCCAACACCUCACUCAUCAAGGUACAGAGCAGAGGGAAUAUUAAGGUUCCAGACAUGGACAUGUCGUCUGCUGUGUGUGAGCUCCUUCCGACCCUGGAGCGUGGACACGGCCUAUCAGGGAGCAGCCUGUACGUCCUGGCCCUAUCAGAUCCCUUCGGCCCGCCCCUCUCCGACUCGGACGACUCCCGCACCGGUUUUCCCCUGGGGGAGGAGCUUAGUGAUGUCACCGCCAGGAUGCCCGGCGGCAAACGGACUCACGAUGACACGUCACCCAACCCCGUCCCGUCCGCCAAGAGGACCCGGAGGAAGAAUGGCGAGGGAACGGGAGCGGGGCCAAAAGGAGGUGGAGGAAAGGACCAGAAACAGUCUCUGACUCCGCCCCCCACCAACGUUUCCCCCACGCUUUUCCAGCAGCAACACGGCAAGGCCACCGUGUGUGUGUGCUGAGAGACACACACACUCUACAGACGGACUAACAGGGACACAAGACAGACAAUAACAUUCUGCCUCUUCCACAAACUUUUACAAAUGACUACUGACUGAGAGACCAGUCACUUUCAGGAUCGUGGUCUCUCUGUUUGGUGUCACUUUCAGGAUCGUGGUCUCUCUGUUUGGUGACACUUUCAGGAUCGUGGUCUCUCUGUUUGGUGUCACUUUCAGGAUCGUGGUCUCUCUGUUUGGUGACACUUUCAGGAUCGUGGUCUCUCUGUUUGGUGUCACUUUCAGGAUCGUGGUCUCUCUGUUUGGUGUCACUUUCAGGAUCGUGGUCUCUCUGUUUGGUGUCACUUUCAGGAUCGUGGUCUCUCUGUUUGGUGUCACUUUCAGGAUCGUGGUCUCUCUGUUUGGUGUCACUUUCAGGAUCGUGGCCUCUCUGUUUGGUGACACUUACUAGUCAUAUUGAUGGAUUACAUAUUGGUAUUGUGUUAUGCACAUUCUCUUCACUUGUCCUCUGUUAUCUUUCGUCUUACUCUGUUCUCUGGGAUGGUGGAGAAGGAUUUUAAGUGGUGGUCUGUCAUGUAAUCAUUUUGAACCCACGUAAGUAACUCUGUGAUGCAAAGAAAGGGUAACAUUUUCAAAACACAAAGUUUUCCCAAAGUAACCACAACAUUUGGGGUCGACGGGCACUUCCAAAACGAGUUUGGAAUACUGCGUCUGGGUGAUGGUAGCGUGUGAAAGUCCACAAGAUAUCUCUCACUCAUUAUGUCGUGACUAAAUAUUUAUUUUCUUUUUGUGGUGUUUUGGGGACAGAAAAAUCACCCAAAGUAUGAAUUUAUCCAAUCUGUUUAUAUAUUCUGCAAAUCUUGACGUGGGUUCAUUGAUAAGUACAUGUGAUACUUACUUUUAAGUAAAGCAAUAUAUUUUUAUACAUUGUUUUAUUUUACUAUUGUAGAAGCUAUAGACGAGGAUAGCCUACCAUUAUUAGAUUUUCAAAUCAAUAUAUUUCCACCAUUUCCUAAAUUCACUUUGUCCUAAUAAUCUUGAUAUUCACUUGAUAUUUAUUAUAAUCUUGCUAUUCCCUCAUAGUAUUCAAUCCUCCUAUCCUUUAUGGGUUACUAUGCCCAUCCUGGUUUUAAAUUGGAUUUUUAAAUGUUUUUUUUUUCUUCUAUUGUGUGUGUUCUGUUAUUUCUUCACAUAUUGAAUGAGAUGAUCCCAAACUGAAAGGUGCUGUUACAGUUUAAACCAGUGAACUAAUAAUGAAUUAAUAGUUGGACAAGGUGAACUGUAUAAUAUAGUCAGUCGGGAUGUUGUUGUUCCCACUGUCAGAUGAGCUCACAUGACGCCUGGUGGUCAUUACCCGUAACUGCAACGCUUAGCCUAUUUUCUUAACUUUUUACUGAAUUUAACCCCCCCAACAAGAUCUACAGACAAUGAACUAUAGGCUAUUUAAACACCCCAGUUGAGUCUAUGGGUUCUGUCUGCAGUGGUCUUAUCAGAGAAAAUGAGUCUAUGGGUUCUGUCUGCAAUGGUCUUAUCAGAGAAAAUGAGUCUAUGGGUUCUGUCUGCAGUGGUCUUAUCAGAGAAAAUGAGUCUAUGGGUUCUGUCUGCAAUGGUCUUAUCAGAGAAAAUGAGUCUAUGGGUUCUGUCUGUCUGCAGUGGUCUUAUCAGAGAAAAUGAGUCUAUGGGUUCUGUCUGCAAUGGUCUUAUCAGAGAAAAUGAGUCUAUGGGUUCUGUCUGCAAUGGUCUUAUCAGAGAAAAUGAGUCUAUGGGUUCUGUCUGCAGUGGUCUUAUCAGAGAAAAUGAGUCUAUGGGUUCUGUCUGCAGUGGUCUUAUCAGAGAAAAUGAGUCUAUGGGUUCUGUCUGCAGUGGUCUUAUCAGAGAAAAUGAGUCUAUGGGUUCUGUCUGCAGUGGUCUUAUCAGAGAAAAUGAGUCUAUGGGUUCUGUCUGCAAUGGUCUUAUCAGAGAAAAUGAGUCUAUGGGUUCUGUCUGCAGUGGUCUUUGAGAAAAUGGUAGUGGUUAACUAGCUAGUUGUCAAUAUACAUGUUUGUUUUUAAGAAUACUAUGGGAGGGGUCUUACAUAAGAACUUUUAUUUGAUUGACUUGAACGAGGACUGCUCGGCUCGAUAUAUACGACUCGUUGACAUGUGAGUGAUAUCAAUGUUUUAUUUCAAAAUGCAGUCAGAUGCUUCCAUCUUAAUUUUACCUACAUGGAUAUUACUUUCAUGUCAUGAAUGACGUGAUCAAUUUAAAAUGGUUUAUUAUUUGACCCGUUGUCGUCACAUAGUGAUUACAGGGCAUCAGACUUCUGACAGUGAUAGUGUUUUAAGAAAGGUCUACCGACUGUCACGUUUGCUUCAGGACAAGCUCUCGUUAAAUUAUUAAUCAUUUUCUGUAUGUAGUUUUUGUUUUUCUAGACCAAAGUGCAAUUUUAACUGGGCGAUUUGUUUUUUAUUUCCUACUAGGCCUAUAUUUGUGUUAGAUAUUUUUUUAAUUUUAACUCUUUUGUUGGAUUAAACAUUUUAAAUGUU